Molecule: messenger RNA, 1332 nt
Organism: Botrytis byssoidea
Lineage: Eukaryota; Fungi; Ascomycota; Leotiomycetes; Helotiales; Sclerotiniaceae
Exons: 2
Coding region: 1-1332 (443 amino acids)
Biological process (GO): carbohydrate catabolic process; fungal-type cell wall biogenesis
Molecular function (GO): mannan endo-1,6-alpha-mannosidase activity
Source: RefSeq, a predicted model, not a curated record
AUGGUUUCAGUCAAGUCACUCGUUGCCCUUGCGGCAAUUUCUGCAACACAUGUUCAGGGCAUUGAUCUUGAUCUUAACAGCACUGAUUCCAUGAAAUCGGCAGCUGGCACAAUCGCAAAGGACUUGGUCGGUCUUUACAACCAGUCUCAAACGCCAGGAAAUCCAAUUGGCGUUUUGAGUGCACCUUAUUACUGGUGGGAAUCCGGUGCUAUGUUCGACACUCUGAUACAAUACUGGCGUUUGACGGGAGAUUCUCAGUACAAUAAACUUGUCACCCAAGGAUUGGCCUCUCAACGAGGUCCCAAUGACGAUUUCAUGCCACUAAACCAAACGGCUUCCAUGGGUAGUGAUGAUCAAUCUAUUUGGGCUCUUGCAGCAAUGUCUGCAGUAGAGACACGACUAGUCGAAGAUCAGAAUGUUUCUUGGGUUGACCUUGCUCAGGCAACGUUCGAUGAACAGGUACUUCGAUGGGAUGAGGAAACUUGCAAUGGAGGUCUUCGCUGGCAAAUUUUUACUUUCAAUGCCGGCUAUAGCUACAAGAACACGAUUACAAAUGGAAACUUUUUCCAACUCGCGGCUCGUCUUGCUGUUUCUAAGAACAACGUCACUUAUUCGGAAUGGGCAACCAAAGCAUGGGAUUGGACUAAAGCGGUCGGUUUUAUUGAUGAGGACUUCAAUGUUUUUGACGGCGCUGAUGUUUCCAAAAACUGCUCUGCGAUCAACAAAGUGCAAUUUUCGGAGAAUGCAGGUACAUUCAUUGCAGGCGCUGCUUAUAUGUACAACCAUACCAACGGAGAUACUCAAGCUCAAUGGAAAACCGCUCUUGACGGUCUUUUAAAUAGAACUAUCUCCGUAUUCUUCCCAUCUGGAAUCGCCACGGAGACUGCCUGCGAAUCCAAAAAUUCUUGCACCAUAGACCAACGGUCCUUUAAAGGUGUACUAGGAAAAUGGCUCGUCGAUACCGUCGUCGUUGCCCCAUACACCAGCGAUCUCAUCACCAAGCAACUUAUCUUCUCCGCCGAAGCUGCCGCAAAGACUUGCGGUGACAAUGGAUGUGGUUUAGAUUGGAGUGGUAAUGCCAAAAACAGUUCUUCUGGGGUGGGAGAGCAAAUUGAUGCUCUCAAUUAUGUACAAGGAUUGCUUCAUGGCCAGGCUUCAGCAUCUACCACCCAGAAUUCUUCCAGCGCGACUACAAAUGGCUCUGGAGGCUCUACAAGCACAAGUGAAAGUGCCAGCCCGUCUGCUACUCAGAAUGCGGCGGUUGGAAUGGUUGUAGGACACUCGGCUUUGAGUUUCUCGAUGUUGGGAGCAUUGACUUGGUUGUUGUUGUAA